Messenger RNA from Otolemur garnettii (small-eared galago), 1302 nucleotides. It is a transcript of the gene SPINDOC, whose product is annotated as spindlin interactor and repressor of chromatin binding. Lineage: Eukaryota; Metazoa; Chordata; Mammalia; Primates; Galagidae. The coding region runs from base 121 to 1269 and encodes 382 amino acids. The record is from RefSeq and is a predicted model, not a curated record. The transcript has 6 exons. Gene Ontology annotation, biological process: negative regulation of DNA-templated transcription.
UGCGCGGGGCGGGCCGCGGGCCCGGCGCUGUCCCGGGCGGGAGACUGCCGCCGGCUGCGCGCCGAGGCCUGCGCGCCCGUCCUCCGGCGUGCAGACAGGGCGACUGCCUACGGCCGCACCAUGGCCCUGAAGGCCGAGGGCGCCGCGCUCGACUGCUUCGAGGUGACGCUCAAAUGCGAGGAAGGGGAGGACGACGAGGAGGCCAUGGUGGUGGCCGUAAUACCGCGGCCGGAGCCGAUGCUCAGAGUGACCCAACAGGAGAAGACCCCACCACCUAGAGCCAGCCUGCUAGAGGCCAGCAGUGAUGGCUGUGAGGAGCCCAAGCAGCAGCUGUCUUGGGAGCAAGAGUUCCUGGUGGGCAACAGCCCUGGAGGUAGCGGGCGGGCGCUGUGUAUGGUGUGUGGUGCUGAGAUCCGGUCCCCAUCAGCCGACACGGCUCGUGCACACAUUCUGGAGCAGCACCCCCAUACCCUGGACCUGAGCCCCUCCGAGAAGAGCAACAUCUUGGAGGCCUGGGGCGAGGGAGUGGCCCUUCUGCAGGACGUCAGGGCUGAGCAGCCGUCCCCACUGAGCUCAGAAUCAGCCCGGGAUGUGGAGCCAGACCCAGACUCCAACCCAGACUCUGCAGGAAUGCCAGCCGAGAUCGUUGUGCUCCUUGACCCGGAGGACAACCCAUCCCUCCCCAAAAGGAUCCGUCCCAGGGGACUCCGCCCCCUCCUGGAGCUUCCUGCUGCCUCUGCUACAGAGCCAGGAAAUAAGAAGCCCCGUGGUCAGCGGUGGAAAGAGUCCCCUGGGGAAGAGCCAGUCAGAAAGAAAAGAGGCAGACCUAUGACCAAAAACCUGGACCCUGACCCAGACCCCCCAUCACCUGAGUCGCCCACAGAGGAUUUCGCAGCACCAGCCGAGGUCCGACACUUCACCGAUGGCAGCUUCCCCCCUGGCUUUGUCCUGCAGCUCUUCUCCCACACCCAGCUUAGGGCUCCGGACAGCAAGGACUCACCUAAAGAGGGGGAGGCAGCAGAAGGGGGUGUGCUCCAACCAGAAAGCCCCUCUCCCGCUCCCCCUCCAGGGCUCCGCGGGACACUGGAUCUCCAGGUUAUCCGUGUGCGGAUGGAGGAGCCCCCAGCAGUCAGCCUCCUGCAAGACUGGUCCAAGCACCCACAGGGCAGCAAGGGUGUGGGAGCAGGUGACACCCCAGACUGGCCCACAGUUCUGUCGGAAUCCAACACCACUGUGGGGGGGGAGCCAAAGGCGGGGAGUGGGGUAUAAAUUCUUGCUAUUCUGGGGAGGGAGGGAGGGUUG